GAAUUGACAAAUCGCUAAUUUAUCCACCACGAGACCGUAUAAAACAAAUGAACGUGACAUUUUUAUAUUUAAAGUCUUUAGAGGACAAAUUGACAUUUGAUAAAAACGCUUUUCAUUUCGUACAUUUGAGAUAUUUGAAUUUAGAUUUACCUAAAGCGAAUUGGACAAUUUUAAUAAAUAAACUUUUAAAGGUUUUGAAAAAACCUAGUGAUGGUGACGAUGGUUAUAUUGAAAUUUGUGAAUGGGAUUUAGUAACUUUUAAUAGUGGACCUGUUACCAAAACAUUAUUUAAAUUUGGUAUUGAGCCAAUUAUAAGCGAAACACUUGAACAGAUAUUAAGAGAAAAAACAGACCAUCUAACAGAUAUAACAGUCCAAAAAAAAUAUUUUCCAAUUGGUAGUUGGCCAAGAGUUAAAGCAAGAAGACGACAACCAUCCUUCUCAAUAAAUUUUGAUAGCAACAACAACAGCAACAGCAGAUUAAAAAGAAUUGGUAAUUUAAAAUUGAAAGAAUUAUUGAAAUUAUUAAAUAAUCUCAAACCACAUUUAUUAAAUUGUAUGGGAAUAAAUGAUAAAGAAUUUGAUGACAUGAUAAAAAGUUUUAUUAAAGAAGUUGAUAUUCAUAAAACUUUUGGUCAAGAAAUUAGAAUUUAUGCUAGGAAAACCUAA
Entrophospora candida is the source of this 668-nucleotide messenger RNA. The record is from the annotation of a GenBank genome assembly. Lineage: Eukaryota; Fungi; Glomeromycota; Glomeromycetes; Entrophosporales; Entrophosporaceae.